UAUUAAUGUAAUUGUUUAAAUGUUUUUCAAUAUUUACAACAAAUUAUUAACAAAUACCUCGAAUUUUAACUCAUUAGAGACAAGAUUCUUUUCUAAAUGUUUAAAUUUAACCUCAAGAAACCUCUCUACUACUGUUAACCGACAGAAUUCAAAUGAAUUUGAUGUGUUCAUAGUCGGAGGAGGGACCACCGGCACCUCCCUCUUCUACACUUUUUCAAAAUUCACAAAUUUGAAAAGGAUCGCACUGUGUGAGAGAAGGUCCGGAUACGCUCUUUCAGCAUCAUAUCCUAAAAAUAACAGCCAAACUAUACAUUGCGGAGAUAUUGAAAGCAAUUACACCUCUGAAUCAGCCAGAAAAGUAAAGAGAGCCGCAGAUAUUUUGAGGAAUUACUUAACUAAAUUACCAAAAGAUGAUUUGGAUAGCAUUGCAAAAGAGGGUCAGAAGAUGUUAAUUGGGGUUGGAGAUGUGGAAUGCGAAUUUGUAGAAAAGAGAUUUAAGCCUUUUAAAGAAAUUUUCCCAACAAUGGAAUAUUUAACUAAGGAUCAGAUUGCAAAAGCCGAACCAAAUGUUAUUUAUAAAAAGAACGGCGAGCCUAGACCUGAGGAUGUUAACGCUCUUUACGUGGAGAAUGAACUCACAACGAUAAACUUUCUAAAACUGGCAGAAAUGUUUAUCAAAACAGCAGAGAAUCCAGAUAAGGAUCUGGUGACUAUGAUGAACACAGAAGUAAAGAACGUUGAGAGGCUAGAAAAUGGCUUUAAAGUGAAUACCAAUAAUGGAGAGUUUUUUUCAAAGUUUGUAAUUUUUGGUACUUGUGGAUACUCACUCCUGUUUGCACAUAAAAUGGGCUUUGGACUACAGUACAGUGUUCUUCCAGUGGCUGGAAGUUUUUACUUUUCAAAGGACAUCUUGAAGGGCAAAGUGUACACCGUUCAGAACCCUUUGUUACCUUUUGCCGCAAUUCAUGGAGAUCCGGACAUUGUGGCUGAAAACCAGACCAGACUUGGGCCGACAGCCUUGCCACUUCCCCUCCUCGAGAGGUAUAAUCUGGCAAGCUUUCCUGACUUUUUGAGAGUAUUCAAACUAGAUCAUAGAGUAUUGUUGGUCUACUUUGAUCUUUUUAAACAGAGUACUAUAAGGAACUAUGUCCUUAAAAACUUUUUGUUUGAAGUUCCCCUCCUUUCUAGGUGGCUUUUUCUUAGGGAUGCGAGAAAAAUUGUUCCCUCACUGAACUACUCUGACAUUGUAUAUUCUCAGGGCUACGGAGGCGUGAGACCACAACUAGUUGAUAAAAAGAACAGAAAACUCCUCUUCGGUGAGAGUAAAAUAAGGUCUGGAGACGGUCUGAUUUUCAACAUUUCCCCCUCUCCAGGUGCUACAACUUGUCUUUCAAAUGCAGUCGGUGAUGCAAGGGAGGUUUGUGAGUUUCUUGGUGCAACUCUAUAUGAAGACCAGGUCAAAAAGCUUUUACUAGAAGGCGAAUAUGAAGUUACAACCUAGAUUUUAAUUUAAUUUUCAAUUUAAAUUUC
Messenger RNA from Theileria parva strain Muguga, 1530 nucleotides. It is a transcript of the gene mqo, whose product is annotated as Malate:quinone oxidoreductase (Mqo) family protein. Gene Ontology annotation, molecular function: L-malate dehydrogenase (quinone) activity; (S)-2-hydroxyglutarate dehydrogenase activity; (S)-2-hydroxy-acid oxidase activity. The transcript has 6 exons. Gene Ontology annotation, biological process: tricarboxylic acid cycle. The record is from RefSeq and is a predicted model, not a curated record. Gene Ontology annotation, cellular component: cytoplasm. The coding region runs from base 20 to 1501 and encodes 493 amino acids. NCBI's taxonomy places the organism in Eukaryota, Apicomplexa, Aconoidasida, Piroplasmida, Theileriidae.